Molecule: messenger RNA, 3048 nt
Organism: Haplochromis burtoni (Burton's mouthbrooder)
Lineage: Eukaryota; Metazoa; Chordata; Actinopteri; Cichliformes; Cichlidae
Gene: uri1
Product: URI1 prefoldin like chaperone
Exons: 11
Coding region: 336-1832 (498 amino acids)
Biological process (GO): negative regulation of transcription by RNA polymerase II; negative regulation of phosphatase activity
Molecular function (GO): phosphatase inhibitor activity; chromatin binding; transcription corepressor activity
Source: RefSeq, a predicted model, not a curated record
ACCGGGACCACCCUGGAAUAACGGUUGAGUUCUUGGAGUUGGACGGAGGUGCAUGGCGCAGCGAGAGUGACAAGGAGUAUUGGCUAAUCUUCGGAUAUUCAGACUGUGGAUAUUUUUGGAAAUCAUGCAGAAAUUCUGAAAUGAGAGUGUGAGAUGAUAUCACUUCCGAAAGUGUGGAUAACUAUCACUGACCCAUUGAUGAAUACGAGCAGAACGGGUCUCAGGAAUAGCUGCUGCUGCAUUCAUAAACACUUCUUUAGAACUCACAACAGCUCUUGAGCUUUGUUUUGGGGUCACGAAACACCAGAAAUUUAUUUUGUGCAAGUGGGUUGGCAAUGGCUGAAAAGGGUCAAGUGGAUAUAGAACACCUCGGCGGAGUUACCAGGCUCCGAGAGGAGCACGAAAAGGUGGUGAAAGACUGUGAAAGUCGGAUUCAACACUGGAAGAAGGUGUCGGGUGACUAUGAAGCCCUGAAUGACCGCCUCAAAACUCUGCCAGAUCAACUGUCAUAUGACAUCAUGGUACCAUUUGGCCCUUUGGCCUUUAUGCCCGGAAAGCUGGUACACACCAACGAGGUCACAGUGUUGCUGGGUGAUAACUGGUUCGCCAAAUGCUCUGCCAAGCAAGCUCAAAAAAUUGUUGAUCACAGGAUGAAAUAUGUGAAGAAUGAACUAGAUGGCCUGUCCAAGACGAUAAAAAACUUUGAAGCCAGAGUUGGGUUUGCGAAGAAUUUGGAAACCAUCUCUGCUAGUAAAGGCGACUAUGUUGACAUCAGAGAGGAGGUUGGAAACAAUGACUCUGUUGUCACCAAAGGAAAGCAAAGAAUGGCUCACAAGCCAAACUCUAAGCCCAAGCAGGAUGUGUUUUUUGAUUUUAAAGAAGAGGAUGAGGAGAAUGAGGAGGAAAGCAGAGAUAGUGGAAGCAGGAAAUGCAUUAUGACUGAGGAGGAGCUAUGGGCUAGAUUGGAUGAACUCGAGAAGCUGGAGGAGCUACAAGAUGAGCAGGACAAAUUAUCUGAUAAUGGAGACAUGAAUGGUGAGGACACAUCAUCCUCUUCCUCAGAAGAGGAGAAAGAUGCAGAUGCUGCGACUCCAGUAAAUGGGCUGAGUUUGAAGCCAGGUUGGAGCGCGCUGCCUUCCAGCACAGCACCACUCAGACAGGACAGGAAAGAGGAAGACGACUUUGAGGAGGAAGAGGAAGCCAACUGUUUGCCUACUAUCUACUUUUCUCACACAGUCGAACCCAAGAAGGUGAGAAUAAAUACAGGCAAAAACACCACACUGAAGUUUAGCGAAAGGAAAGAGCAGAAGGAACACUCGAAGAGGAAAAAGAAAAAUGGCCACAGCAAUGGACAUGCUCAUCACGAACUUCACAAAAUCACAACACCGGCAGACCUUUACAGGUUGUUUGUAGAUGUGAAAAAUGGGGAACCCAUACCUAGGAAGUCCAUACUGAAGUCACGCAGUCGAGAGAACAGCGUGUGCAGCGACACAAGUGAGAGCAGCGCUGCAGACUUUGAAGAGCGCAGAAUUAUGGGACGCAGCUUCAGUCACGACGAAGCAACGCACAGCGACACCAGCGAUGGCAUCACAGAAGAGGACAGUCCCACAGCAGUGUUGCUGCAACCUCCCAGCAGAUUUGAGGCUUUUUCAGGUACAGUUAUAGAAAAGGAUCCAAUGCCCUCAGCUGUCCCUCAUCUGACCAUCUCUCCACCAGCUCUGCCAACAAUACUGGAGAGGAAACAGGAGGAGGUGGCGCCUGAUGUUGCCCCACCCCAGCAAGCCCCGAAGAGGGUGUCAAAGUUCAAAGCUGCCCGAUUGCAGCAGAAGUGACUGUUAAGAGGCAAAUAUUCAGCUUUUACAUGAACAUCUUUUGUGAAGCCUUUGUUUCUCUCUGGUAACUGAACAAAAAACAAACCACAUGCUCAUUUCUUUGCACGCCUUUCAUCCACUGAUUUUCUGUUUCUGUCUGUGAAGUAGAACACUUAACAAAUCAGCCUUUGUGUAACACUGCUUUUUUACGGUUUAUUGCAGCCUCUUUUGCUUAUCUGCUUUAAAAGACAUUCUUCUUUUAGUCUUGCUUAAGACAUUUGCAGUCUGUCAUACGUUUACCUGUCUACUCUUCUGUUGAUCUGUGAUAUCGCCAGGUUAACUCCGACUGUAGGCUUUGCCACAUAAGAUGAGUUGCCUUUUUUGUUUGUUUGUUUGUUUUCCCCCAGUAUUGAUUAUUAAACAGAAUCAGGUCUCGUUAGCUCUCAUUUUACCUUGUCUUGACCUGUCCUACUGAAUGUAUGUAUUCCUUUGUGACAAGCUUUAUGUAAAACAGAAAAAAUAUUGAUGGAAAGUAAAAGAAGAAUAAAUGAUUUUGACUACAAGUCUUGAUUUCUCUUUGUUCCAUAAGAGAAAAUAAUUCUUACUCUCCUACACAAGAUGGAUCUAUAUUUCAUUUAUGGUCUGCUGACAGGGCUUUAUUGUGUUUCUCAAUAUCUUAUACCAAAAUGUUUUUCUCCAGUUGUUGUUGCACACAGCACAGUAAUAAUGGGUAAUAAUAUUUUAGUUUUUUUAAUUUUUUGCCUGACGCCUAGUGUAAAUUGUUUCAGUCUUUAAAUAGCUGUUACUAGACGCUGAGAUAAAGCUUUUAUGAAUUAUUGUUACUCCUAGUGAAUUUCCUGUUAUGCAGUGGAAUUAGAAGAGCUAAGUAAAGCACCAUCCACCAUCGAACUUUCUAAGGCAGCAAUAAUGCUUCAUCAAAUCUGGAAGUUAAUUGAAAGCAAAAUGGCUCCUCCUGUUAGUAAAAACUCAAGUCCUAAAGGAAGAGAAAGAAUUCCCAAGACAAACAAAUCGAGGAUGUUUUGGGUGCAACACCAACAUUUCACUGCUAAAGACCAGAAGCAAGUAUUAUUUACAGAUCAAAGUCAGAAGUUCAUGGUUGCAUUAAAUGUGCUUAGAAGGAUAAACUGUAAAACCACUGCAUGAAUGUUGAGAAAUAUGCAGUUCAGAGAACAAUGAGUGAAACAGACGAUUCAAAGAAUAAAAUAUGAGACGUAUU